Messenger RNA from Marchantia polymorpha subsp. ruderalis, 3642 nucleotides. Lineage: Eukaryota; Viridiplantae; Streptophyta; Marchantiopsida; Marchantiales; Marchantiaceae. The record is from the annotation of a GenBank genome assembly.
GCGCGCAGGACUUCCGACGGCAGGCAGGCAGUGGGUCGACGAUCAAGACUUGGGGCGUCCGUCCAUCGGCUUCCGGGAAUCAGCAGGCCGAGCCUUUGACCGAGUUGGCGUACUGCGCACUCGACUCGAUCGAUAGAUCGAUAGAUCGGCAUCAUGGUUGUUGUCCCCGUUCGGAGAGCUCUUGACUCUGUCAAAAGCACGAGCGUCUGUGGGUGCCGAUUAUCCUUCACGGCAGGAGCACGGCGGGGAUGGCCUGAUCGCUCCCCGUGGGCUUCCCAACCAUUAGUCGAUCUACUCGAUCAUUCGCCGAUUGAUCGACCGCCGGACCGACUCCCUCCACGGAGAGGCACUUUGAGCCUGCUCGGCCGCUCAGUGGUGAGCGUUGUUGGUGAUUAUGUAAUCGAAAAACAGAAAGAAUGUGACCGACGUGGCGCAGGCAUGAGGAUUGUCGCCUUGGAGCAGACGAGGAUGAAGUUAAUGUAGAACCUCUUCGUUCGUAUUGCCGGGAGAUCGGUGGGAGCCGAUGCGUUUGACAUCGAAAAUUAUUCUGGUCCUGUGGUUCGAAAGUGGUAGCAGGGAGAGGGUUGGGCAAAGGUAGUAUUAUGGACUCGAGCGGAUACUGGAUUCAGGUUGGGCUGUUGCUGCUCGUGUGCGGACUGCAGCGUACGUGUGGAGAUCAGAAUGAAGUAACGAUCUCUUGUAACGGUGCUAUGGAGAAAUCCGUGUUGCAGGUGAAGACGUGCGAGUGCCCGAAUUGUGGUUGGGACGUCAGCAGUCGGACUUUGGAUCUGUCGACCUACACAGCGCCUCUUGAUGUUAAAUUUGUGUUGAAUGUCGAGAACCAAGACACACAUUCUAAUGUAUAUGGGCAGAUACAACCGAGCGGUUCAGAUUGCACGCCUAGCGAGAGCUCGAACUGGCUCAGAUUCUCCUCGAGCAAUGACCAGUAUGUCGUAAGCUCGUCGGUGAAGAGCAGCUCGAAGCUGUGGAUGUUUUACUACGGCAACAGCAGUGCCAGCGACAUUGCUCCUGGAUCCAAUCCCUGCGUGACGGAGGCCGUCUUCCUGAAUGUGAAGGAGGGCGUCCCCCUGAGUGUGACCGGCGCUGCGGACGACAAGGCCGAUAGCGUGAACCGAGUGGGCUUGGUCGUGGGGGUGGUGGUGGGAAUCGCCGUGGUCAUUGCUGCGCUGGGGCUUUUCUGGAGGAAGCGCACGAUCUGGCACAAGCUGAGGCCCCUCAACAGCAGCACCGGAUCCAAGGACAGCGAUUUCGCGUCCGUCAACGACCUGUCGGAUUUGGAAGCCGGCGCGCCGCACCACUACGCGUACAAAGACCUGAGCGCGGCCACGCACAGCUUCAACUCCAAGUACGUGGUGGGCGAGGGGGGGUUCGGCACCGUGUACAAGGGCGUGCUCAAGGACACGGGCUCGCCGGUGGCCAUCAAGCGGCUGUCGCAGUACGCGCGGCAGGGCGCGCGCGAGUUCAUGGCCGAGGUGAAGAUCAUCAGCCAGCUGCGCCACCGCAACCUCGUGCAGCUGCUGGGCUGGUGCCUGGAGAAGGACGAGCUGAUCCUGGUGUACGAGUUCAUGCCCAACGGUGACCUGGACGACCUCAUCUACGCCGACAAGCCCAAAUGCGACCUGACGUGGAAGCAGCGGUACAACAUUCUGUGCGGCGUGGCCACGGCUCUCGUGUAUCUGCACGAGGAGUGGGAGCAGAGGGUGGUCCACCGCGACGUGAAAACCAGCAACGUCAUGCUCGACUCCGCGCUCAACGCGCGACUCGGCGACUUCGGCCUGGCCCGGCUCUCGGCGCACAGCCAGGCUCCUCAGACCACUCUGGUGGCGGGCACGCUGGGCUAUCUGGCGCCGGAAUUCAGCCUCUCCGGCAAGGCCACCGACAAGACGGACGUGUACGCUUUUGGCGUGGUGGCGCUGGAGGUGACUUGCGCCCGGCGGCCGCUGGCGCCGGAUUUGGUUCUGGUGGAUUGGGUUUGGGAUCUGCACAAGAACGAGCGGCUUCUCGACGCCGUCGACCCGAAGCUGGACGUGCGCAGUAGCGACGACGAGGUUCAGAUGAAGGCCGUGCUUCAAGUGGGCCUUCUGUGCGCGCAUCCAGAUGUGAAUGCGAGGCCGAGUAUGAGGCAGGUUUUGAAUGUGCUCAAAGGGGAAGCUUCCAUUCCUCGAGUGCCUCGAUCGAAACCCGUCGCUUCGUACUUCGAGGACAUGGAUUAAAACAUUUUUGGCCGCCACCGGUCACUCCCGCCACUCACGUCAGUCCCCCGGUCAUUUAGCCCAUGUUCGAUUUGGAGAAAAUGCCGUUGUUAGAUGUUGGUUUGGGAUGGAUGCACGGGAUAGGGUGAAUUUAUUCUUUUAGAUGUGUAGAGAGAGUCUUGUACAGUAAACCACCGAAUCUAGCCGCUACAGAGUAUACUUGAUGUAAAUUGCUUGCUAAGGUGGCCAUAGUUGUCAUAUAUCGAUUGUUGCAUUGGAAUGCGUGGGAUUAUCGACAUACGUACGACAUGGACCCCGACGAACUUUCCAAAUUCAGGUUGUAGGUUUGCCUUCUCGUCCAUUUUCUGCUCUUGUGAUUAAGCCAUUCGUACCGAUCGUCAAGCGAACUAUGUCUCUUCGGCCUUUGCAGUUGCUGUUGCUUUCGUUGUUAAUCUGCAUGGCUGAGAUUCUUUCCAUUUAUGUAGUCCUGAACGCAAACACUGAUACUAAAUUAUGAGGCUGAAGCUAUAACCGUGUUAGUAUGAUCCUUGAAAAUUCUACGCUAGAGUUUGCUGUAGCUCUCAGAAGUCUCCACUUGCCUGGAUUCACUAUCUUCGAACAAUACAUGGAGCAUUUUCUCCCUGGUCGAGUGAUGAUUGACGAAGAGCCACUUGAAAGCAGUAACCCCUCAUGAGAAAUUCAUUGAGUCCUUUUUGGAAUAGUCGUCAUCAUUCUCAGCAUAUGAUGGAUAAUUUUAACAGCGUGUGGCAAGAAAGUAAUCCAAUGAACAGCUUUUGGAAAUCUCGGACGAAGAAAGCCUCGAAAGGAUUUGUAGGUGGAAGGGGGUCCUUGUCUAAUGUGCCAUGUUCUAGAGCGAAAGUGGUGAGUCUGAACAUGACCAUCGCCUUUAUAGUCUUCUUGAAAGCAUCACGUAAGUGGCAGAAUCAUGUGGUUUAAAAAAAAAAAAAUGUCAAGUUCACUGCAGCCACAAAUUGCUGAUGAUGAGUUUAUACCCCAGGUUCAUAUCUCGAGAGGGUGGUUGUUGUUGGUCUAUGAUCCACUCUUCAAAGAACGAAAGGGCCGAAGAUGGAAUAGCAAAAUUUGUCUAUCACAUGAUAAGCAAGUAGCCAUUUUCUGAGACCGUCUUUUCAAGAUUGGCAUCAAUACGUACUAAUAAAUUCCGCAGUGACUCUCCAAUGAUGUCCAAACUCCUGUCGUUGCACGCUUAUACAAUUUUGCUAUCUGGCGAAGUAAGCCUGAUAGCCGACGACAGAGAUGACGAAGAUUGGAAGGAUGCAAGGUCGGUAUUUCCAGGAGUGGUACUAAAUGGAGAUUAAGAAUAUGGCUCCGCACAACGACAGCGACCUAGGAUGUACUGUACCAAAACAGAAGAUAUGUCAAGUUGUUAAUGCCAAAAUGUGUGAUGCGA